This is a messenger RNA of Miniopterus natalensis, 3677 nucleotides long. RefSeq names its product glutamate-cysteine ligase catalytic subunit (gene GCLC). The record is from RefSeq and is a predicted model, not a curated record. Gene Ontology annotation, biological process: glutathione biosynthetic process. Gene Ontology annotation, molecular function: glutamate-cysteine ligase activity. Gene Ontology annotation, cellular component: glutamate-cysteine ligase complex. NCBI's taxonomy places the organism in Eukaryota, Metazoa, Chordata, Mammalia, Chiroptera, Miniopteridae.
GGACUGGGCAUGCUCCGCGGCGGCGCAGGUUUUGGCCACAAGUAGGAAGAAGCCCGUGCGCGACACCGGCACCGAGAGGCGGGAGCCCCUGCGGCACCGCGGCUGUGGAGUCCGUCGCCGCCGCCUCGGAGCAGGAGCGGGCGAGGGACCAGGCUGCCAGGCCGAGAGCCGCCCAACCUGCCCUCCUGCCCUUUCCCUCAGAGCCCGCGAGGUGCGCUGCACCCCUGGGUCGGUCACCUGGGCUGUGAGGACCCCGCGCCGGAGAGCCGGACCGGACCGGACCGGACCCGACUGGACCCUCCCUCUGCCGACUGCGGCCCUAGAGCGCCCCCCCGGGGCGGAGCUGCCGCCGCCGCCGCUGCCUCCUGCGUGCGGCUGAGUGUCCGGCUCGAGCCCCGCGCCGGGAGCGUGCGGCCGCCGUCAACCCCGAGGAGAAGGAGGAGGGGGCGGCCAUGGGGCUGCUGUCCCAAGGCUCGCCGCUGAGCUGGGAGGAGACCAAGCGCCACGCCGACCACGUGCGGCGGCACGGGAUCCUCCAGUUCCUGCACAUCUACCACGCCGUCAAGGACCGGCACAAGGACGUGCUCAAGUGGGGCGACGAGGUGGAAUACAUGUUGGUGUCUUUUGAUCAUGAAAAUAAAAAAGUCCAGUUGGUCCUGUCUGGAGAAGAAGUUCUUGAAACUCUACAAGAAAAAGGGGAAAGGACAAACCCAAACCACCCUACGCUUUGGAGACCGGAGUAUGGGAGUUACAUGAUUGAAGGGACUCCUGGACAGCCAUAUGGAGGAACCAUGUCCGAGUUUAACACCGUUGAAGACAACAUGAGGAAACGCCGGAAGGAGGCGACUUCUUUAUUAAAGGAAAAUCAGGCUCUUUGCACAAUAACUUCAUUUCCCAGAUUAGGCUGUCCUGGGUUCACACUGCCUGAGUUCAAACCCAACCCAGUCGAAGGAGGAGCUUCCAAGUCCCUCUUCUUUCCUGAUGAAGCAAUAAACAGGCACCCCCGCUUCAGCACCCUAACAAGAAAUAUCCGGCAUAGGAGAGGAGAAAAGGUUGUCAUCAAUGUACCAAUAUUUAAGGAUAAGAACACACCAUCUCCAUUUAUAGAAACAUUUCCUGAGGAUGAUGAGGCUGGGAAGGCUUCGAAGCCAGAUCACAUCUACAUGGAUGCCAUGGGAUUUGGGAUGGGCAAUUGCUGUCUUCAGGUAACGUUCCAAGCCUGCAGCAUAUCUGAGGCUAGAUACCUGUAUGAUCAGUUGGCCACUAUCUGCCCAAUUGUUAUGGCUUUGAGUGCUGCGUCUCCUUUUUACCGAGGCUAUGUGUCAGACAUUGAUUGUCGCUGGGGAGUGAUUUCUGCAUCUGUAGAUGAUAGAACACGGGAGGAGAGAGGACUGGAGCCACUGAAGAACAAUAACUAUAGGAUUAGUAAAUCCCGAUAUGAUUCAAUAGACAGUUAUCUAUCUGAGUGUGGUGAGAAAUAUAAUGACAUCGACUUGACAAUAGAUAAAGAAAUCUACGAACAACUGUUGAAGGAAGGCAUCGACCACCUCUUGGCACAGCAUGUUGCUCAUCUCUUUAUCAGAGACCCGCUGACUCUGUUUGAAGAGAAAAUACACCUGGAUGAUGCCAAUGAGUCUGACCAUUUUGAGAACAUUCAGUCCACAAACUGGCAGACGAUGAGAUUUAAGCCUCCGCCUCCAAACUCGGACAUUGGGUGGAGAGUGGAAUUCCGGCCCAUGGAGGUUCAGUUAACGGACUUCGAGAACUCUGCAUAUGUGGUGUUUGUGGUGCUGCUCACGAGAGUGAUCCUUUCUUACAAACUGGAUUUUCUCAUUCCACUGUCAAAGGUUGAUGAGAACAUGAAAGUGGCACAGAAACGAGAUGCUGUCCUGCAGGGAAUGUUCUACUUCAGAAAAGAUAUUUGCAAAGGUGGCAAUGCUGUGGUGGACGGCUGUGGCAGGACCCAGCACGGUGCGGAGCCGGCUGCGGAGUACACGCUGAUGAGCAUAGACACCAUCAUCAACGGGAAGGAAGGCGUGUUUCCUGGGCUGAUCCCCAUUCUGAACUCCUACCUGGAAAACAUGGAAGUGGAUGUGGACACCAGAUGCAGUAUCCUCAACUACCUAAAGCUGAUUAAGAAGAGAGCAUCUGGAGAAUUAAUGACAGUCGCCAGAUGGAUGAGGGAGUUUAUCGCAAACCAUCCUGAUUACAAGCAAGACAGUGUAAUAACUGAUCAAAUGAACUACAGCCUUAUUUCAAAGUGCAACGAAAUUGCAAAUGAAUUAUGUGAAUGCCCUGAGUUACUUGGACCAGCAUUUAGGAAAGUAAAAUAUAGUGGAAGUAAAACUGACUCUCCCAACUAGACCUUGUGCUGAGGGAGAUGCUAAACUGGCUGUAGCACUCCCAGCCUGUGCGUGGUAUGAAAACCUGGUACUGGAACCGUACUCUUUCCUGGGCCACUGGGCUGGAAAUGGACUUAAAGGUUUCCUUCAGCAGGAAUCUAGAGUUUAUACAGUGAACAUGUACAUAGUAAAGUAUUUUUAUGAUUAACAAUGUAUUUUAAUAACACAUCUAAAGUCAUUGUGGAAUGGCCUGUACAUUUUCCAGUUCUUACUCUGGAACAGCUAAGCAGUUUUGUAAAUGUAAUGUACUAGUAAUUGUACUAUCCCUGCAUUCCAGAGUUAAAAAUGUUUACUGUAAAUUUCUUAAAAAAAAAAAAAGAAAAAAGACUACCUGGGACCUGGUUCACUGAAAUUUAUCACUUUAAAAACAGUUUGUCUUGCUAAUUUUGAGUCAUCUCCUUUGUUUUGUACAUAAAAUCACUGUUGAAUCCAUUGAAGGGCUUUAGGGUAACCUUGGAUUUCUGGCACCUUACCUGUUUCUUUUGUAAUCGGAAUGGCUAACUGCCAAGUAAAACCCUUUGGCUGUUAUGAAAAGUCCUUUCCUUCUUUGUUUAAAUUUGAUGAUUCAUGCAUUAGCUUUAAAGAGAACUCAGUAGAAAGGCAGGAGACUAUUACCCUAAGUUCACAGGUAGUGAUUAUUGGGUGUGGUUUUUUUGUUUAAAAAGGGUGUGUGUAUGGAGAAUUGUUUUGCUCCUAUGCAUAAUAUUUUGUUAAAUGGCACCUGUCCUCCUUCUGUGGCCCCUGUCUAUUCUGGUUGCUGCUGUGUAUUUAAAUUUCCAAAUCAGGUGCAGUUGCUACAGCUUCUGCAUUGUUACUUUUUCUGGUUUUCAGUAAGCAUAUUACAGACGUUCUUCUACAAGCCAUUUGCUCUAGAUUUUACCUGGCAGAUAUUCUACAUGCUACUUAUGACCUUCUCUGUGAAACUCUUCAAUAAAUCAUGACAUGCACUAAGUUUUGUGAAUCAGGACCCUAAAUGUUUAAUUGUAAAUAAUUGUUGUUAGAGCAUUUUGUUGAAGUUUUUUUCCAAUUAGUUAAGUCUUACCUGCUUCAGAAAUAACUAUGUACAGUAGAUCCCGCAAACCUUAACAGGCAUCAAUAUUUAAAUGUAAAGCAAACUUUUAAGAGAUUGUGAUAAAGCUGCUUCCGCUAAGCCUGUUUAUAGGAAUGCCUGUUUUUUCAUUUGCAAUUUGCUUGUAAAUCAGGUUAUAAAAAAGCAGAUAAACAAAAAUGUUUGUGGUAUGAGGAAAUAAAAGAAUGGAAUUGGCAUUGUGAAAA